Molecule: messenger RNA, 2280 nt
Organism: Danio aesculapii
Lineage: Eukaryota; Metazoa; Chordata; Actinopteri; Cypriniformes; Danionidae
Product: pleckstrin homology-like domain family B member 3
Exons: 16
Coding region: 237-1988 (583 amino acids)
Source: RefSeq, a predicted model, not a curated record
CUCUCGCAGUUUCUCUCUCUCUUUCAGUCAAACGGUUGAGUGAAAGUGUGUGUUUGUUGUUUCGCUUGUUUCCUCAAACCUGUUCAUCGACUAAACCCGCAGUUGUGUGUGUUAUUCUGCCGUGUUUGCCGGGACUGUUGGCGGAUUUUGAACGGAAGUCCAUCUCAGUGUGAGCCAUCAGUGUGAAGAAUGCUGUUCUGAGACCAGUUUUGCACCACAGACACCUCUGUACAGACAUGCCCAGACACAACAUGGACACCAUUCGCAGAUCGCCCUGGAUCCUGAGAGUUGUGGAGCAGAGCCCAGUUUCAUCAGGAGCCGAGUCCGACACCGAGGGCAGCAGCACAGAAAGCGAGCGGUACCGGAUCAAACACACAGGCGGAGACUCUGAGAAGAUCCUGACCACGCCCUCCAUGAUGCAGCAGCGAAUCACAGAGCUCGACCAGCAAAGGGAGGAGCUAAAAAUAGAGCUGCAGCUGGAGGUGGCACUGCUGCGGGCGGAGCUGCAGGCGGAGCAGGAGCGUCUGCACAGACACACAGAUCAGCUGCAGGUGCUGCAGGAGAAACACAAACACAGGAGGAGCCAGCGAUCCACACGGAGAGAGAAGGAGCGUGUGGAGCUGGAGGAACAGCGUCUGCAGGUGGAGAAGAUAAAGAGCAGGUGUGAGGAGAUGGAGAAGCAGAUCCCGUCACAGCCGGAGGACCAGAGAGAGCAGAUGAUGCUGCAGCUACAACAGGAGAAGGAUGCUCUGGAGGCCACACUGCGGGUGUUUGAGGACCUGGAGUUCAGCGUUCUAGAGCUGGAGAGUGGAGUAGAAGAAGAGCGAGACGGAGAGGAUGGAGAGACUGAAACCGUCAUCGAGACAGAAAUAACCAGAGUACAACACACACGCAACGCCUCUCAGGAACGAGUGCAGCAUCUGGAGAAGCAGCUGAAGGAGAUGGAGAAGGAGAAGGAGAAAGCACUGAGCUCCCUCCGGCAGGAGAAGAAAGAGCUGCUGCACAGGACACACCGGAUUUUGAAAGAGAAGAAGCCGCUCACUGAUUGGUCCAACAUCACCGGCUCCGCCCCCUGUAUGAUGUCACUCAGCCCUCUGACCAUUCACAGGGCAGCGCAGGAGUCUCUGAAGGACUCGUGCAGUUUACCGCGCAGACGCAGCUCUCACAGGAAGACCACAGACAGACCCAUGUCUGCGCAAGUGUUGGUGCGGAUGACUCCAGACACACACACAGAGUCUGCAUCUCCUCGGCUCCAUCAGCCGGCUCAUCGGCUCAGUAACAGACAGAAAACGGCGGCGGCAGACACAUCACACACACCCUGCAACAGCACAAACACCUCCCGCGCACCCAGCCCUCAGAACCUCCUGGAUUUGGUGGAGAUCGAGAGGAAACUCAGAGAAGCAAAAGCAGAGCGAGAGCGACUGCUGAGGGAAAGAGAGGAGCGUCUGAUGGAGGAACAGCAGAGACAGAAAGAGCCUUUACAAACACACACGGACACACUGAAAGCAAACACACACACUGCAGAACGGACACAGAUUAGCUCAACAAACCACACACUCGAGGGUGUUCCUCUGUCCCUGACGCUGGACUUUGACCUGCGGGCUCAUGUGGAGUCUCUGGGUCAUAAUGUGUCGGGCUGUAUGGGUGUAAAUCUGUCCUCCAGACGCUGUGGAGGAUUCCUGACCAAACGCGGCGGUCGAGUGAAGACCUGGAGGAGGAGAUGGUUCAUCUUUGACCUGGACCACCAAAGACUGGCCUACUACACCGAGCUGGAUGAGAAGAAGCUGAAGGGUGUGAUUUAUUUCCAGGCCAUCGAGGAGGUUUAUUACGAUCAUCUGCGGACGGCAGCGACAUCUCCGCGUCCCAGUCUGACGUUCUGCGUGAAAACCUACGAGCGUCUGUUUUUCCUGGUGUCUCACAGCGCAGAGGCCAUGAGGAUAUGGAUGGACGUGAUCGUCACUGCCACUGACGAACACAGCAGAUACUGAACACACACAUACAGAUACACUUACACACUGACAUACACUCAUACACACUCACAGAUACACACUGAUACACACACAAAUACUCACUCACACACACACAUAUGUGAGUGCAGGGUAUUCCAGGAUUGACUCUGCUGCCCCCUGCUGUUACACUACACACAUCACACACACACUCCAGAUUUUAGCUAUUUAUAUUUAUUAUUGUUUCCUAUUCAUCGCUCAGAUUUUGCUACGGAAAUAGUUUUGGGUAAAAAUACUGCAAAGUGUUAAUAAAUAUUUACAUUCCAAACAACAA